Molecule: messenger RNA, 585 nt
Organism: Rotaria socialis
Lineage: Eukaryota; Metazoa; Rotifera; Eurotatoria; Philodinida; Philodinidae
Source: the annotation of a GenBank genome assembly
AUGGGACCAAAAAAAGAAACAAAAGAGGCUUCAGCUUCAGCCAAAAAGAAAGAUGCUCCAGCUGCUACGACAACAGCUACAGCUAGUGCCAAAAAAACUACUAAAACCGCGGGUAAUACAACAACUGCUACUAAAGUAGUUACAAAAGAACGUAAAGAAAAGGUUAAAUCAACGGCACUUAAAGCUAAACAACGAGUAGUUCGUGGAAAUCAGUUAACACGUAAACGUAAGAUACAUACAAAACCAACAUUUCGUCGUCCAUUUACACUCCGUUUACAACGUCAACCAAAAUAUCCACGACGAUCUGUACCAAAACGAAAUCGUCUUGACCAUUUUGCCAUCAUUAAAUAUCCAUUAACAACUGAAUCGGCAAUGAAAAAAAUUGAAGAUAAUAAUACAUUAGUAUUUAUUGUCAAUAUUCGUGCCAAUAAACCAUUAAUUAAACAAGCCGUCAAGAAAAUGUAUGAUGUUGAUGCCGAAAAAGUCAAUACACUUAUUCGACCGGAUGGGGAAAAGAAAGCCUAUGUUAGACUUAAAGCUGAUCAUGAUGCACUUGAUGUUGCUAAUCGAAUUGGCAUCAUUUAA